CUGGCUGUCCUGUUCCUGUUCAUCAACAAGAAGCUGUGUUUCGAAAAGAUAGGAGGCCCUCCAUUCUUGGAGCAACAAGGGAAAAGAAAGCACUCUAAAGACAAGACUGGGACUUGCGAAGGGCUGGCUGAGAAGUUUUGAGAGUGAAAUGUUCACAGCCAUUAAGAGACCUCCAAUUUAAUUUCUGUAGUUCAUAUUAACUCCACAGUACUGAAGGAACUGAACAAGUGGACUUUUAGACAUCAUCAGAUCGCUGGCCAUGGUGUUGGCCAUGGCGUCUCAGGAUGCUCAGAACUUCUUCCAGCCUCUCUCUUCCUGGAUCUCCCGGGUAUAUGAAACUCUCCAGCAAGCUGGGGAUGUGUUAUCUGCCUCACUGGUCAACUUAAGCAAACAAGACUCUAAACUGAAUGACAAACUAGACCAGGACUUAGAUAAUAUUCAGCUUCAGGAAACUUACUUUGAAGAUGAAGAACAAAGCAAUGAUUGGAGUCAAGAGGACACAAAUUCCUUGUUUCUCGAAGUGGAUCAUUUUUCUUGUUGUAACAGUGAUUUGCAGGACUCUGCCCAAAGUUCAAGCCCUAGACUUAGCCAACAUGCAAAGGACUCAUGUUCCAUAAUAUCCCAGUGGCCCAAUCAGACUCAUGAUGACCAAAAGCCACCACAUGUGCUUUCUUCUAUUGCUGAGGAAGAACAUCACCUUGAAAAGCAGAGGAGUGUCCUCGAACAUGGCUUUCAGAGUCAGCUCUCUGGUACUUUAGAAAAUGUUUAUGGAAAAAAGCAAGAUUUGGAUGGAGCCAGCCAACUGAAUUAUCCUGAGAAUCUGUCUUAUGGUGAAGAGGAUCCCAUCUCUGCCCCCUCACGGUCCCCGUGUGAGGCAGGCGAUGCCAGGCACCAGGGCGCACCCCGCCAGGAGACCGGUGUGGUGCACAGCCUCCGUCGCCAGUCCACGGAGGGCAGCUUGGAGACGGAGACUGCUUUCAAUAACCGGGGGCUCGAAGACUCCUAUGCCACUGACAGCUCCUCUGUGUGGAGUCCAGAGGAGCAAGAUGGGGCCAAUUUUCAGGUGCCAUCUGGGGUCCCAGAGCCCAUCUCAAAAUGUGGUGAUCUGGAUGUCAUCUUUGAAUAUAGAGCUGCCAGCCAGAAACUCACAGUGACCAUCGUGAGAGCACAGGGCCUCCCGGAUAAGGACCGAAGUGGCAUCAACUCCUGGCAAGUUCAUGUAGUCCUGCUGCCCAGUAAGAAACAAAGGGGCAGGACGAACAUACAGAGGGGGCCCAACCCUGUCUUCAAGGAGAAGGUCAUCUUCGCCAAGCUAGAGCCCAGAGAUGUGGCUGCCUGUGCCAUCCGCUUCCGCCUGUACGCUGCCCGCAAGAUGACCCGUGAGAGAAUGAUGGGAGAGAAGCUGUUCUACCUGAGCCACCUGCACCCAGAAGCGGAAACAAAAGUGACUCUGGUUCUGGAGCCAAGAAGUAAUAUCAGUAGUGGAGAGUCUCCGCUCAGCCCAUCUGCCGUUUCUCACAGUGAUAGUGCUUCAUCCACGCAGUCGCUGUCUCAUGGAGGGGCGCCAGAGCUGUUGGUGGGUCUGUCCUAUAAUGCCACAACGGGUCGAUUAUCUGUGGAAAUGAUCAAAGGCAGCCAUUUCCGAAACCUCGCUGUGAACAGAGCGCCUGAUACAUAUGGAAAACUCUUUCUCCUCAAUUCUGUGGGUCAAGAGAUGUCCCGCUGCAAGACAUCUAUUCGACGUGGUCAGCCCAAUCCUGUCUAUAAGGAGACCUUUGUUUUCCAGGUGGCCCUCUUUCAGCUCUCUGAUGUCACGUUGAUGAUUUCCAUUUAUAACAGGCGUACUAUGAAGCGCAAAGAGAUGAUUGGUUGGAUUGCCCUGGGCCAAAACAGUAGUGGAGAGGAGGAACAAGACCAUUGGGAGGAAAUGAAGGAGACCAAAGGCCAGCAGGUCUGCAGGUGGCAUAGCUUGCUUGAAUCCUAGGUUUAUCAACAGGUGUCUGUAUGCUACAUGUGCUCUGGUGGCCCUAGGUGUUGACUACCAACACCAGCUCAGUGUAUGCUAGCAGUCUUUUCAAAGACAGGUUUUCAAAUAAGGAUUCAAUUCCACUAACUCCUAGGACAUUCUGUGUGUAGGGGGGCGGGGGAAUGGGGAUCUUUGGGUUUCUCAAAGGUUUGAUUUGAAUUUAAGUGUUGUAAUUUUAAAAAAUUCUACAUAUACAGUCAACUAUGUGGAAAAUGUUACCAUAGUUGCAAGCAGUGAUGAUGAGUUAAUUUGUGUUAAUAGGUUAUUGAGUUUCAGUUCAGACUCUGGAAUGAAGCUUCUUCUACUCCCUUUUCUGUUUGCUUGUAGAGUAACCUGAGAUCGCAAGGGAGCUGAUAAAAUAUUACUAUUUACAAUCACUUAUGUGUAUGAUUCAGAAUUUUAUUAAUAUGGUGCAAAAAACCUCCAAACUACAGAAAUGAGUCAGACACUGAGGCUCAAAGAGGAAUGUAACUGUUACCCAUCGUCCCUGAUUUCACAUUUUUCUCUUCAUCAAACCCACCCUCAUUUAUUUACCUAACAAAUAAAUGUUAUAUAAACUUGCACUUACAAAACAAAUUUGUAUUAAUUAAAUACCUCUUUUUAUCUCACUUAUAUAUUGUGGUUUUCCUAUGAGGUUUGGUUAGAUAAAUCAUUUUGAAACUAAAAAAUACUUACAAAAAAAACUAUUGAAAGACAACUUGUCUCCUUUGAAUAUAUAAGAUUUCAAACUUGUAACUUCCAAGAUUUUUAUGCUCUUUGUCUCACCGAAUAAGCUCUUACAGAAUGAGAAGAAAACCAAAAAACCUAUUUAAGUCAUGGGUUUAUUGAUUUUUUCUGAAUCUAGUGCUUUCCUUUUAGAUCAUACUUUUUUAUAUGCAAUUAUAUACUCAAACAUCUAUUUUGAAUGUAUGCCUGCAUGUAAACCAUACUUUUUUAUGCAAUAUUUUCAAUCACUAGUGAGCAUAGUAAGUUGUAAACAAUGGGUCUUUAAUAAUGUUAACUCAAUUGACUCUUAGAAAUGAACAUGUUACAAUACCUGUGAGUGGAGAAAUAUUUCCAGCUUGUAUGCAAUGACCCUACAUUUUUCUUGGAGCUUUUGAUGUGCCUGGAAUUGUCUCUCUUUGUUUUUUUUUCAUGGCAUUUGCAGCAACACAUGUUAGUUACUGCCUGUAUCUGGGCCCGUGCUGUUUGGAACGGUGACAUUGUGUGGUUGUGAGCAUGAAAUUUUACUUCCGACUGGCUUUUACAUAUUUGUGCAGUGCAUGUUUCCUUAGUUUUUCUUAGGUCUGAGCCCUUCAUUUCAAUUCCUUUAAGUGGGCAGUAAUAAGAAACGGAAGGGAUGUGUGUACUUGGAACACUGUGCCCACGUGCAGCGCUUCUGAGCGAUUGCUCAGUCACUUAUUUUUAGCUUUUAUGUUUCAUUGUUGACUUUUUGCUGUCUACGAGGAGAGUGAUAGCUAGUGAUGGAUGUAUACAGUUAAAAACACAGAACUCCCUCUCAGCUCUCCAUUUUGACAGAUUGCAAAUGCAGUCGGUAACACUUGAAGAACAUAUUUAUUCCUUUCAGCCGGCAAUGGUUAUCCUGACAACACCAGAGUCAGGCACAGAAUAACCCUACCAGGAUUUCAAAUACCAACUUUCGAAAUGAAGUGCUUGCACAUGGGAUACUCAGAAUAAGCAAAACAAAUUAUCUCCAUUUAUUUUCAGGUCUUGGGAGUUUCAUGUAUAAAGCCGCUCAGUUAAUUGGGAAUAAGUAAUAAAACCAUGCCCCUUAGGGUUUUUACCCUAUCCUCCUUUGGAUGACCUCAAAGUGCUUUUCCAACAUCGUAUCCAUUAACUACUGAGUGGUCUUUGCAGUGUGGCUGUGUCAAUAACUGGACUGAGUGCAAUUGAUUAAGUAGCGGCACAAAGAAUUGGCUCCUCACAUCCCACACCCGCUUCAUGCGCGUGUUUAAAGGGAAGUGGAGCAGCCUUGUUAUGCCUCCCUUUAUGCAGUCACAUAAAAGCCGCAUUCACUUUAAAAUUUACAUUUGAAAAAAUCUGCAUAUAUUGUACAGACAGUCCUAGAUUUCUGCCCCCCUCAUAUUUCCCUGCCUUAUGUGUCACUGCAUCUCUUAUCUCUUGGGGCCCAAUCACCCCCUCUAACUUCCUUCUCUGCUGCCUUGACCCACCCGUUUUUAAGGUUUUCUUCUGGUUUGGUAAAGGCAUCUUUGUGCAUUUGAUCUGCUUCCCAAUAGUCUGUUUAUCACAUAUAGUUAUAGGAGUGUCAGCAUUUUAAGGGAAGGGAUGCCUGAAAGGCAUUUUUUAUUUUUAUAAUUUUACAGUAUUGGUGCUACUCACCAUGUGGGGUGUAUGUACAUCUUGAAUAUACAGCAACAACCACCCUAAAGCUGAUGUCUAAAUAUAAAAUGCUAAUGACAAGAUACAUUAAAAUAUGAGGCUGAUUUUUUACAUUGAUUUGAAAUUCUAGUUUAGUAAGAUCUUUCAAUUUUGAGCAUUUAAACUCCCUUAUUUUCUUGGCAGUCUAGACAUGAUGCGUUGAACAUGUUUUUCACUUGAGCUUUUACAUGUGCAUUUGCUUUUCAAAAGAUUUAUGAAAGACAAUUAGUUGGUUCUGAAGUGAAAAAAAGCUGCUUUUAUGUGUUUUCUCUAGCUCAUAAUUAAUAUCUCAUAGGGACAUUUGACAUUGAGGAAGCAUCAGUAUUUGUUGCAUGAGUAGUCCUCUCCAUGAUUUUUCCUGAAGAGGUGCUUUUAAAAUAAGAUUAUUGAAGGAUAUUGAUGCACUGGGUUUAUGGAAAUGGGCUUUCCAGUGUGCCUUCUUGCAGGGUGUAGGUUUAUAACUGAAUUGUGAAGUGCUGGUUUUACCCAUCAUGGAGGUGGUGCCUGUGCUCCUGCUACCCUUCCGACUACUGCUGGAUUUGUAAAUGGGCCAUUCACCAGGCAGCUGAGCACCUGCUCUCUCUCCUCCCUCCUUCACUGGCUCCCAGUGUGAUGCACAGUUGUUUGGGACCCUGUUUUGGCUGUUGUUGUGUAACUGUGAGGGGAGGUCUUGCCUUCCUAACAAAAGCACUUGUAAUGCUGUUAGCUGUAUUAUAGUCAGCAUUCUACAUGCACAAAGUUUGAGAGAAUCCUCACCGUAAUCUCAAGGGGCAAAGAGAGUGUAGUACUGCAUUGUCAUUUGCUCCCUUUGCUCCUCUUUCAAAGACAAUGAUUGACCUCAAAUGUCAAGAUCCUCCACAGUACUAGGUGCUACCGGCAGGCUCCUACCAAUUUUACAAAUUGUUGACACUUCGGCCAGGAACUGUGUUUUACAUCCUGGCUAUACUAGGUGGUCUUAUCUGAAAAUCAAAACUCUCUUCUUUUCAAAUAAAGCCUUAUUUAAGUUCAAAUUACUAUCAGAUUACGUGAAAGUGUUUCUCUGGUAUAGCCAAUGAAUUGACUAAAUUGAUGAUUCACUGUGGACAUGGAAUUGUGAGUUUGCCCCCAAGCCUGGCUAUCCUUUUGCAGCAGAGGACUUAGAACAUUAAGAUCAGGUAACUGAGUAGGAAAAGAUUAUUUGGAGAUGACCUAAACCCAAAUGAGUGCAUAUUCUUGAAUGACAAGGAAAUGACUACACAACUCAUUUGGCAUCAUCUCCUCUCACCUUUGAGGAAAACAUGGCCAAAGAACAUACAUUUCAUUCUAUUUGAUUCACAACAAAAGUAACUGAUAGGUAAUCCUGAAGUGGAGAAGUAUUCUUGCCUUAAAAAAAAAUCAUUCUUUUGCCCUGGCCAGCAUGGCUCCGUUGGUGGGGUGUUGUCCUGCAAAGCAAAAGGUUAUCAG
Messenger RNA from Phyllostomus hastatus (greater spear-nosed bat), 5848 nucleotides. It is a transcript of the gene SYT16, whose product is annotated as synaptotagmin 16. The transcript is spliced from 6 exons. The record is from RefSeq and is a predicted model, not a curated record. NCBI's taxonomy places the organism in Eukaryota, Metazoa, Chordata, Mammalia, Chiroptera, Phyllostomidae. Bases 260 to 1984 code for a protein of 574 amino acids.